AUGGCAUACAUCCUGUAUGCAGAUAUCGUCGGAUUCACCGCCAUCUCGUCCACCUAUUCGGCCCAGGAUCUGGUGAAAAUUUUGAACGAACUGUUUGCACGUUUCGACCGUUUGGCUGAGAAAUACCAACAAUUAAGGAUAAAGAUCCUGGGCGAUUGUUAUUACUGUAUCAGUGGCGCUCCGGUAGAACGUCCGGAUCAUGCGGUGCUCUGCGUCCAUAUGGGCCUGUCCAUGGUGAAAGCCAUCAAAUACGUGCAACAGAAGACAAACUCCCCGGUCGAUAUGAGGGUGGGAAUUCACACCGGGGCAGUUCUGGCGGGAAUUUUGGGGCAACGGCAAUGGCAAUUCGACGUCUACUCCAAGGACGUUGAACUUGCCAACAAGAUGGAAUCCAGCGGAAAAGCAGGACGGGUACAUCUGUCGGAGAAAACGCUCGGUUUCCUAAACGGUGAAUUCGAGGUGGAGCCAGCCUUUGGGGAAAAGCGAGAGGAAGCGCUGCGGAUAGCGGGUCUGAAGACCUAUUUCAUCUCCAAAGUGCUGAAACCGUUCUGCGCCGCCGAGCACCGCAUGAACGGAUCCGCUGACCCCAAGGAUGCCAUCGUGGAACCGGACGGCCCGUCAGAAGUUUUCCGGGACGACGAGGAAACCAAGACUCCAGCGGACGAGGAAUCCAAUGCCGGUCUGGACGACACAUCGAAAGAGGCGGCCACCGAAGAGUACAAAAUUCGACUCCGGAAGGAGCUGGUCAGUCGCGAUGGCCACCGGGAAAUCUACAAGGACAUCGACUGGUUGCUCCGGUUCAAAGACUGUGAAAUCGAGAAAGCCUACGCCCUCUACCGGCAACCGCACAGCUCAAUCCCGUUGCUGGCCGCACUAAUCGUGCAAUUUAUUGGGAUAGUCUUCGCAGUGCUGGUCCUGCCAAGGACUUCGUUACAUUUCGAAAUCGUCAUACCGCCCCUGGUAAUAAUUUUCAUCCUGGUGUUCAUCUCGGUUGCGGAGAGCUUUCCUCGGGAAACGAUCGAUAUGGUGCUGGUAAUCUUCUUCCUAACCGCCAUCAGCAGUCAAACGGUUCCAUUCGAGAAACCAUUCGACCAGAAGGCUCCACCUUACAAGUUAUCUUCUAACGCAGGAAAUUUCGAAGAACAAAAAUACAUUAGGCCUUAUCCUCCUUCAGCGGCCACCCUGAAGCCACAACUACAGUAG
This is a messenger RNA of Uranotaenia lowii, 1203 nucleotides long. RefSeq names its product adenylate cyclase type 3-like. Gene Ontology annotation, biological process: adenylate cyclase-activating G protein-coupled receptor signaling pathway; intracellular signal transduction; cAMP biosynthetic process. Gene Ontology annotation, molecular function: adenylate cyclase activity. Bases 1 to 1203 code for a protein of 400 amino acids. NCBI's taxonomy places the organism in Eukaryota, Metazoa, Arthropoda, Insecta, Diptera, Culicidae. The transcript has 9 exons. The record is from RefSeq and is a predicted model, not a curated record.